Dromiciops gliroides (monito del monte) is the source of this 2760-nucleotide messenger RNA. Its product is annotated as zinc finger protein 260-like. The transcript is spliced from 5 exons. The record is from RefSeq and is a predicted model, not a curated record. NCBI's taxonomy places the organism in Eukaryota, Metazoa, Chordata, Mammalia, Microbiotheria, Microbiotheriidae. The coding region runs from base 192 to 2477 and encodes 761 amino acids. Gene Ontology annotation, biological process: regulation of DNA-templated transcription.
CCCCGGGCUGAGAUCUCGCUGCCUUCUUCUGCUCAGAGCUGAAAUCUUUCAGUUUUCUGCCUCUGACCUGAGAUCUCUCUGCCUCCUUCCCCCGGAUCUGAGAUUUCUCUGCCUCCUCCUCCCGGGCUGAGAUCUCUCUGCCUCCUUCCCUUGAAUCUGAGAUCUCUGUCUUCUGAAAACCAUCUCUGCACAUGCUAGUCCCAGGUCAGCCUGCAGACAACCAAAGGCUAUUCCAAGGAGAGAGCCUGGAGCCAGAGAGAAUGACCCCGGGGACCCAGAGACCCCCAUCCCAGGAGUUGGUGACAUUCGAGGAUGUAGUUGUGCAUUUCACCCUGGAGGAGUGGUGCCUGUUGGACCAUUCUCAGAAAGAGCUGUACAAGGAGGUCAUGCUGGAGAAUGUCCAGACCCUUCUCUCCGUGGGGCUUCCAGUUUCCAGAGAAGAUCUGACCUCCUCUUCUCAGGAAGGGGGAGCACCAUGGCUUCUGGAGCCAAAAGGCCCAAGGCACCUUUGUCCAGAUGCAGUGAAAAAGAUGACUACAAAUUUGAGCAUUUCGGUGGAAGAAUCUGGCCAGCUAAGAUUCAUGAGUGACAGUCCUUGUGACUUCAAUGUGAGAGAAAUCUAUGACUCUGAUAUCAGGGUGGAUAAGAAUUCAUGUGAAUUUGAUGAAGUUGGAAAGAGCUUCAUACAAUAUUCAGUCCUAAAUCACCAUGAGACAGUGUCCCCAAGGAAUGAUUGUUUUGAGUACAGUAAAUAUAGGGAAAGCUUUACUGAACAGGUAGAACUUACUAAGUCCCAUGAGAAGCUUCCUGAAAUACAACUACAUCAAGGCAAUCAACACAAAAUGACUUUCAGUUUGAAUUCAGACCUCAGUGGACAUCAGAAAAGUGAUAUUGGCAAAAAGCUUCAUCUAUGUAAUGAAGGAAGGAAGGCCUUCAGUCAGAACUCCAAGCUCAUUACUCAUCAGAAAACUCACAUUAGAAAGGAGCCUGAUGAAACAACCUUUUCCCUUCACUCAUCUCUUCCUCACCAUGCUAGAUUUCAUACUGGAGAGAAAACAUGUGCAUAUAAUCAGUGUGAGAAGGCCUUUCAUUUGAACUCAGAUCUAGUUAGACAUCAGAUGAUUCAUACUGGAGAGAAGCCUUAUGAAUGUAAUCAUUGUGGAAAGGGUUUUACAAGGAGGUCAGAUCUAGCUACACAUCAGAGAAUCCACACUGGAGAGAAACCUUAUGAAUGUAAUCAGUGUGGGAAGACUUUCAGCUACAACUGCAGUCUUGCUAUCCAUCAGAGAAUCCACACAGGAGAGAAACCUUAUGAAUGUAAUCAGUGUGGGAAGACUUUCAGCUACAACUACAGUCUUGCUAUUCAUCAGAGAAUCCACAAAGGAGAGAAACCUUAUCAAUGUAAUCAAUGUGGAAAAGCUUUCACUCAUAGUUCCAAUCUUUCUAUACAUCAAAGAAUCCACCAAAAAAAGAAUCCUUAUGGACAUAAUCAGUAUGAAAAUGCUUCCCAAUGGAAUUCCAAUCUUGCUUCCCAUCAGAGAAUCCACACUGGAAAGAAAUCUUAUGAAUGUAAUCAAUGUGGAAAGACUUUCCAACAGAACUCCAAUCUUAUUACCCAUCAGAGAAUUCAUAGUGGAGAGAAACCUUAUCAAUGUAAUCAAUGUGGAAAGGCUUUCAAACAUAGUUCCAGUUUUGCUACACAUCAGAGAAUCCACACAGGAGAGAAACCUUAUGAAUGUAAUGAGUGUGGAAAGACUUUCAGCUACAACUCCAGUCUUACUGUCCAUCAGAGAAUCCACACUGGAAAGAAACCUUAUGAAUGUAACCACUGUGGAAAGACUUUUACUCAUAGCUCCAAUCUUAUUACCCAUCAGAGAAUUCAUAGUGGAGAGAAACCUUAUGAAUGCAAUCAAUGUGGAAAGGCUUUCAAAGAUAGAUCCAGUUUUGAUACACAUAAGAGACUCCAUACUGGAGAAAAACCAUAUAUAUGUAAUUACUGUGGUAAGACAUUCCGACAGAACUCCAGUCUUAUUACACAUCAGAGAAUCCACAGUGGAGAGAAACCUUAUCAAUGUAAUCAAUGUGGAAAGGCUUUCAAAGAUGGUUCCAGUUUUGCUACACAUCAGAGACUCCAUACUGGAGAGAAACCUUAUGAAUGUAAUCAAUGUGGAAAGACUUUCCGAUCAAAAUCCCAUCUUGCCUCCCAUCAGAGAAUGCACACUGGAGAGAAACCUCAUAAAUGUAAUCAAUGUGGAAAGGCUUUUACAAGGAGGUCUGGUCUAGAUGCACAUCAGAGAACCCACACUGGAGAGAAACCUUUUCAAUGUAAUCAAUGUGGAAAAGCUUUCUCUCGGAGCUUCAAUCUUUCUGUACAUCAGAAAAUUCACACAAAAAACAUGCUUAUGAGUGUAAUCAAUGUGGAAAGCCUUGUCAAUGGAAUUCCCAUCUUGCUGCCCAUCACAGAAUCCACACUGUAAAGAAAGGUUUUGAAUGUAGUCAAUAUAGAAAGACUUUCCUGAGGAGGGCCGGUCUUGCCACACAUCAAAAGAAUACACACUGGAGAGAAACCUUAUGAAUGUAAUCAGUGUGGAAAAACUUUCAUUCAGAGCUCCAAUCUUUCUGUACAUCAGAGAAUCCACAAAAAAAAAAAUUCCUUAUGGACAUAAUCAGUGUGAAAAUACUUCCGAAUGGAAUUCCAAUCUUGUUGCACUUCAGUCAGGGAAUACACACUGGAGAGAAAUGUUAUGAACAUAAUCAAUA